CCGAUUUUGAAUUGUAAAAGAGCCCGCUCUUCUCCCCACUCUCACUUCCUUUCUGUUCUGUUUCGCUAUUCUCUCUCAACAAAAGUCAGGAAAACCACGCGCCUUGAGAGACGGAGGACGGUAAACGAGAGAUCUCACUUCUCAUUCCUCUCAACAAAAUCGCAGAGAAACCAGAGGAUUUCACCGAGUUACGAACCGGCGGAGAGAGUCGGAGAUGGCGACGAAGAUCGGGAUGAUGGAUGCGGCGUACUUCGUCGGCAGAUCGGAGAUUCUCGCUUGGAUCAACUCCACUCUCCAACUCAAUCUCUCCAAAGUCGAAGAGGCGUGCUCUGGAGCGGUUCACUGUCAGCUUCUGGACGCUGUUCAUCCAGGGAUGGUGCCGAUGCACAAGGUCAAUUUCGAUGCCAAGAGCGAGUACGAGAUGAUUCAGAACUACAAGGUCCUUCAGGAUGUGUUCAAUAAACUCAAAAUCACAAAGCAUAUUGAAGUAAGCAAGCUUGUGAAAGGGAGGCCUCUGGAUAAUCUGGAGUUCAUGCAGUGGCUGAAGCGCUACUGCGAUUCCGUCAAUGGUGGCCUUGUCAGUCACAGUUACAACCCAAUCGAGAGAAGAGAGGGUAGCAAGGGUGGAAAAGAAGUAGGGAAGAAAGGUCCACCGGCUCAAACUUCGGCCAAAGGCACUGCGGCUGCCCCCAAAGCACAGUCCCACCACGGUCGAAGGCAUGAGUCUUCUUCUUCAGUGAACUCCAACUCGUCUUCAACCCUAAACGUGAAGGCUGCUAGACCUCCACCGCCUGCACCAGCAUAUGAAGAACAGAUCACAGAACUGAAGCUAUCCGUGGAUAGCCUUGAGAAGGAAAGAGACUACUACUUUGCCAAGCUGAGAGAUGUUGAGCUUUUCUGCCAGAGCCCUGGUCUUGAAGGACUGCCUGUUAUUGCUGCAAUUCAGCAGAUAUUGUAUGCUGCAGACAACGAUGGGUCAGCAGUUGCAGAGGCUCGAGCCAUGAUGUCUCUAAACUGUCAGGAGGAGAAUGAAGAAGCAGGGUCCUUGAGUCCCAUCCCAGAGGUGUUAUCAUCAGAGGAGAAGAUGGUGAACCCAGAUUCUCAGAAGAGGAAGAGCAUUAGAAACCUGGAUGUGGAGGCAGCUGGCAUCAAUAACUUGUCUCCUAGGCAAAGGUUCCCAGAUGCUACUGAUGUCCAUUGCAGUGGGUCACCUCUUAUGACUUACUGAUCUUUGAUUUACUCUGCAGCUUGGUGUAGCCAUGAUUGGACUUUCCCAUUUCCUUUCUCUGUGUUGGACCUUGUGUGGAAGAAUCUUCUUCUUCCAUCUAGGUUGUUACUACUAUUACAACUGCAUAAUGUAGGUUUUUUAUCAACAAGAAGUGAUGCUUAGGAUUUAUGUAACUCUGUGGUAUAAUACUUGGCCGCCUGCAUCUAUGUUUGAUGGAAUAUUAUGGGUAAUUAGCAUAAACGGUCACAAAAUUUUGCAUUUUGUUUAAAACGUUUACAAUUUUUUUUAUUUUACAUGAUGCGGUAAAGCAUAUUUGAGCAUAUAACAAAUUGGUUAUUUCGUCCAU
Messenger RNA from Linum tenue, 1574 nucleotides. NCBI's taxonomy places the organism in Eukaryota, Viridiplantae, Streptophyta, Magnoliopsida, Malpighiales, Linaceae. The record is from the annotation of a GenBank genome assembly.